AUGGAGGAGGUGGACUCCCGGUCGCCGUCCCCACACAAGGCAGUGGACUCCAGCCCCGCCAGCUGCACAGCCCUGCCGUCUCCCCCACUCCAGCAGGAGCCUCCGCCGUCCCCCCUGCCCGAGGAGCUGUCCCCUGGUGAGGGCGACAACCCAGCCUUCAACGGAGAGCUGGACCUGCAGCGCUACUUCAAUGGGCCGGGGCCCGCGCUGGGGGCAGGCGGGGGGCGCAAAGCCCGGCCCUACCCCUGCGCCGUCUGCGGCAAGCGCUUCCGCUUCAACAGCAUCCUAGCGCUGCACACGCGGAUCCACGCCAGCGAGACCCCCUUUACCUGCCCCUACUGUGGGCACCGCGCUGCCCAGCGCGGCCUCCUGCGGCUCCAUCUCCGCUCCCACCGCCCCGAGGCCUGCGCCCGCCUCAGCCACCAGAGCCGCCUGCUGCUGGAGCUGGAGGAGCGGGCGCUGCUGCGGCGGGGCCCGCCAGCCGCCAGCGAGGGGGAGGAAGAAGAGGAGGAAGAGGAGGAGGAGGAGCCCCCCCCGCUGCCUAUCCCCCCACCAGCCCCGCCCCCUGCCCCCCCGUCACCCCCACCGCCGCUGCCUCCCCCCAGCUUCCGCUGCCCCUUCUGCAAAGGCAAGUUCCGGACGGUGGGUGAGCGGGAGCGACACCUGCGGAUCCUGCACCAGCCCUACAAGUGUGGGCAGUGCCCCUUUGCUGCCGCCCAGGAGGGGGAGCUGCAGCGGCACAGCCGGGAGGCCCAUGCCCCGCCGGCACCCCCGGCCCCUGCCGCGCCGCCCCCCGCCGAGUUCCGCUGCCAGGUGUGUGGCCAGGCCUUCACCCAGUCCUGGUUCCUCAAGGGGCACAUGCGCAAACACAAGGACUCCUUCGACCACAAGUGCCAGGUCUGCGGGCGCUGCUUCAAGGAGCCCUGGUUCCUCAAGAACCACAUGAAGGUGCAUCUCAGCAAGCUGGGGCUGAAGGGGGAGCGGGGUGCGGCCGUGCCGGCGGCCGGCGGGAAGCCCAAGGCGCCUCGGGGGCUGCUGCUGGGCUACGAGGCGCUGUACCCUGCCUUCCUGCCGCCACCGGACAAGGCCGAGCAGGGCUCCUUCCUGGGCUACUUGGAGCUGCGCCCGCCGGGCGAUGCCAGCUGCGCCGAGCGGCUCCAGGCCACGGCCCGCGCAGUGGAGAGCGGGCAGGAGGCAGUUGCCCAGCUGUGGGGCGAGCGCCGGCGGCACAACGGGGGUGAGGCGGCCAGGGAAGAGGGUGGCGCCGGCGUGGGACAGCACCGCUGCCCCGAUUGCGCCCGGGCCUUCGCCACCUACCAGCAGAUGGCCCUGCACAGCCGCAGCCACCGGCCCCAGGAUGGUGACUGGGCCAGGGGCCGGGCCCUGGGGGCGCUGGCCUCACUCCAUGCGGCAGCGGGACACGGGCUGCCCACGGACGGCGGGGGCGGCUCCAACGCAGGCACCGGCUGGGGCACGGCCCUACCCAGCCCGGGGAUACAGGAGGAGAAGGGGCUGCGCAGCGGGGCCCUGCGUCCGGAUGGGGGCCGUGGCACGUCAGGCAAAGACUGUCCCUACUGCGGGAAAACCUUCCGCUCCUCCCACCAUCUCAAGGUGCAUCUGCGCGUCCACACAGGCGAGCGCCCGUACAAGUGCCCACACUGCGACUACGCUGGCACCCAGUCUGGCUCUCUCAAGUACCACCUGCAGCGCCACCACCGUGAGCAGAAGAACAGCGCUGGUGCAGGCGUGGCCGGGGCCUUGGAGCCACGGGGCCACACCAUUCCCAGUGCCCCCGCCAAGCCGCCCGCCUUCCCGCCGGAGCUGCUGCUGCAGGCAGCCGAGAAGUACCGCGGGGCCUUCCUGCCGCAGGCCUGGGGCACGGCCAGCCAUGAGCCCCCGGCCCGGCCGUCCCGCCGCAAGCCGGCCUGCACUGGCCGAGCCCUGCGCAAUGGCCGGGCCGACUUUGAGCCCCUGGACCUGUCGCUGCGGCCGGCGCUAGAGGGGGUGCCGCCUGGUGAGCUCACCCUGCACCGAUGUCUCUUCUGCCCCUUUGCCACCUCCGCACCUGAGCUCAUGGCUCUGCACCUGCAGGUCCACCACAGCCGCAAGGCCCGGGGGCGCCGCCCUGUCACGGCCCCCCCCGCACGGCCCCACGCCUGCCUGGGGCAGGACGGGGAGCAGCCCCCACCACACCCCCAGGACGAGGGGCCUGGAGUUGGGGAGGAGCCCCCCACUGCCGUGGCCCGCAUGUCCCAACAGCCCCCCGGAGCCCCCAUGGACACGGAGCCGAGUGAGAGGCAAGGGGAGCUGGAGCUGGUGCUGGCUUGA
Messenger RNA from Emys orbicularis (European pond turtle), 2328 nucleotides. It is a transcript of the gene ZNF219, whose product is annotated as zinc finger protein 219. Lineage: Eukaryota; Metazoa; Chordata; Testudines; Emydidae. Bases 1 to 2328 code for a protein of 775 amino acids. Gene Ontology annotation, biological process: regulation of DNA-templated transcription. Gene Ontology annotation, cellular component: nucleus. Gene Ontology annotation, molecular function: RNA polymerase II cis-regulatory region sequence-specific DNA binding; DNA-binding transcription factor activity, RNA polymerase II-specific. The transcript is spliced from 4 exons. The record is from RefSeq and is a predicted model, not a curated record.